Messenger RNA from Xiphias gladius (swordfish), 6883 nucleotides. RefSeq names its product HMG box transcription factor BBX. Gene Ontology annotation, biological process: regulation of transcription by RNA polymerase II. The record is from RefSeq and is a predicted model, not a curated record. The transcript is spliced from 16 exons. Gene Ontology annotation, molecular function: DNA-binding transcription factor activity, RNA polymerase II-specific; RNA polymerase II transcription regulatory region sequence-specific DNA binding. Gene Ontology annotation, cellular component: nucleus. The coding region runs from base 207 to 2813 and encodes 868 amino acids. NCBI's taxonomy places the organism in Eukaryota, Metazoa, Chordata, Actinopteri, Istiophoriformes, Xiphiidae.
UACAGCUGUGUUUAGUACAGCCAGUGCUGAACUGUUAUGAUGUGUCAAUAAGUUAAAAAGGUGGACGGCACCAAUGAUGAGAGCCCCCCCCGGAUACUUGUGCAGGAUAUUAGAGGUCAUCGUCAUUGCAUGACAAAGGCAGUGGCAGAUUCAUCUACAUCACUCAUACUGCAUUUCCAUAGUUUUUUCUUCAGUGCGGUAGUACCAUGAAGGGUGGAGGAAGGGGUAAGGAGCCACCUGUUGCAGGGGAGGUCACUGGCAAGCGCCCCAAACGUAAAUGCCUACAGUGGCACCCACUUCUCUCCAAAAAGGCUCUGGAUUUCUCUGAGGAAGAAGAAGAAGAGGAUGAAGAGGAUUUGGAGAAGCAGCCAGUGUUGUGUGGCCAGGACCAGGGGUCACAGAUGGAGUGUGGAGGCACAACAGAGGAAGUGGAGGAGGACUCAAAUGAACAACGAGCACGGCGGCCAAUGAAUGCUUUCCUCCUCUUCUGCAAACGCCACCGUUCUCUGGUGCGGCAGGAACACCCUCGUCUGGACAACCGCGGGGCGACCAAGAUCUUGGCUGAUUGGUGGGCUGUGCUUGAGCCCAAAGAGAAGCAGAAAUACACUGACAUGGCCAAGGAGUACAAGGAUGCCUUCAUGAAGGCAAACCCGGGCUACAAGUGGUGUCCCACCACCAGCAAACCAGUUAAGAGUCCUUCCUGUCAGCCAGUCAGCAAUCCCCGCAAAAAAUUUUGGUCUUUCUCUUCCAACUCAUCCAAGGACUCCACCACUGCCAAAAAAGUGCCCAAAACUGACAGCAUGCCACAGUUAAACUUUGCCAUGGCAGAUCCUACUAAGAUGGGAGGACUUAGCAUGCUGCUGUUGGCCGGGGAACAUGCCCUCACAAACAGGGAGAUCCCUUCCAGCACUAAACCUAGUUUACCUGACACAGCCAGCGAAGGGAACUGCUUUCCAGGGGAUAAUGAAGAGAUGUUGUCUGGGACAAUACCAAACAGAGUGCUUGAUGUUACUGAAAGCAGGGUCAAGUCUGCCCUUUCCCCACUGGCAGAGUCAUCUCUGUCAGCGGCACCUGAAGGAAAACCAUGCAGACAGUCCGCUCUCUUCCAACUUGCUGAGAUGUGCUUAGCGUCUGAAGCCGGAAAGAUGGACACAGUUGUAUCUCAGCCAGAGGACAGCUCCUCUGCAGCCUCCUUCCAACAAACUACAGUCAAGGCAGAAAUCAAGGAGGAGAAAGCAGACACUGACAACUCUCCUCCCUCCUCUCACACAUCAGCCCUCUUACCUUCGCUCUCCUCUCUCACUUCUACCUCCACUGAUGCCAAUCCCCCACAACUCAGCAGCCAAAAUGCUUGUGUCAAAAAGAAGAGCAAGAAGAAAGAGAUGGCCAAGUCAAAUGAUAACAGUGAGAUCCAUUGCACAGCAAAGAAGCUCAUCAAAAAGUGUAACCAUGCAGAAUCAAACGUGGACAGUGUUUUCAGUACGAUUGAAGCAGUGGCCAAAGGGGCCUGGAAGGACACUGAGGAGAAGCCCAAGAAGAAGAUCCAGAGCAGUCCUAGUGGUGGGAAUUCUAGUUUUCCCAAAAAGAAGAGUAAGCCUAAAGUCAGGACCUUUGUUAAAGAAAAAGAGGACAAGAUGGAUGAAGACAGUGGGCAGUGUGGACAGUACAGUUCCUCUGAGGUGGAGAUGAAGGACGAGAUGACAUACGUUAGUCCCAGGACAGAAGCAAAUAUAGGAAGCACAGACCCUCAUGGCAGCAUGGCAGAACUUCAUCACUCCCCCUGCAGCCCCUCAACUGCUAAGUUCAAAGAGGAGGACAAGGGGAAGGAAAGGCAGAAUGAAGUGACCUGUGAGUCUAACACAGAGAACCGCGGCUCAAGGAAAUCAGAACGGAGCUGCAAAGGAGCUUUGUAUAAAACACUCGUUUCUGAGGGAAUGCUGACUUCACUGAGAGCCAAUAUUGACCGAGGUAAAAGAGGUGCUUUCCGUGCUUCUGAUCAUGAUGCAAACUGGUGUGAUGACAGCUGGACAGUUCCACAGUUGGGACCUAACAACCCCAAGAAGCUGAAAAAGUCCAAGUCCAAAGAUGAAUCUUCACAGGGCCUAGGAAAACUGGAGGAGGAGUUUGAAAAGAAAUUUAACAGCCUACCACAGUAUAGCCCAAUGACAUUUGAUAAGAAGGGUACUAAUAUCGCAAAGAAGAAGAAGACUGACGGUUCCACUCUCCAAGAGGAAACCUCUAAAGUCGGAAAAGGGCCAUCUCCAUCUCAGAAAAAGACUUCAUUCCACAAGAUUGUUAGGAAGCACAAACACAAAAAGGAGAAACCAGGUGCAGUGGACAAAGCUGGGCUACAGAGUGAUUCCACCAUGCUGGAUUCAGCUUCAAAAGCCAAAUCACGUGCCCCUGUUGCCACAAUGUGCCCAGAUGUCCAGGGCACAACUAGUGUGGAGAUGCUAGUUGGUAGCCAGAAGAGGAAGGCUAGGAAGACCAAGAUCACACACUUGGUGCGCACAGCUGAUGGCAGUGUGUCUCCAGCUGAGGAGGACAAAAGUAGAGACCUGAACCAGGAACAGGAUAAGAAGCCAUUUCACCAACAGAAUUUAUGCAAUGAAAAAGGGUGCUACAGUAAUCCCAGAGCAGAGGAGGCAGAGAGGAGCACCGUACCGCAAGAGCUACCUGCAUUCUUCAGCUUGGCAGCCCUCGCUGAGGUAGCAGCCAUGGAAAACGUUCACAGAGGCCAGAGAGGCUUGGCUGAGAGUCAGAAGAAAGAGCUUGCCCAGACUCCAGUCCUCAUCUCCUGUGCUGAUCAGUGAAACUCUGCUGCUGUUAUGAAAAGCCACAACCUGGACAUUGGCCGUGGAGCUUUACUUUCCUCAGUGGUAAUCCCACGCUGAAGGGAGACUCGAACAGGAAGCUUUGGACAGACUCCACCUUCCCCUUUGUGGUGAAUUUGCUUGAGCUUGGGUUCAUGGUGGAGGAAUGAGACCCUCUCCUCCUCCUCCCCGCUCCUCGCUAUCUCAGUGUUUUCCCUUAUGCCUUCCUUUGGUUUGAGGCAAGAUGCCUUUCUGAAGUCCUCACCCCCUUUAGAUGCUCUGUUAGGGCCUGUGGAAGAAUCAAGCUGUCCCCUAGUGCAUGGGUUCCUCUAUAGAGAUGGUUAUCAUGGGUUUCUUUUACACUGUUUUGUCAAAUAGAGGCCAUUUUUAAGGUCAAGUCUUGCAGUUUAAAAAACAGCAUUUUAGGUAGGAAAAAAACCCAACAAUGCAUUCGUUUUAUAGACGAACACAGCUUUCUGUCACCUUUUUACCUCACGCACACGCCUACUGAAGAGUUCCCUACACCUCCGGUAGAAUACCUCUGUAUUUGAUCAGUUCUUAUCCCUUCCAUUCCCUCCAGCUUCAGCUCAAAAUGUCUUUAACCAGGGUAAAUAAUCAUGAUUGAUAUGCAUCCAUUACCAACUAUUUGCUUAGUGUUUCCCUGUGGUACACUGAUGUGGUGUACCCAGAGUACAAAGAAAUCAUGGCUGGGUAUUUGAUAUGUAUGUUAAGAUGAUGCUACUGUAAGACAGUAUGUGGUAGCUAAAAAUAAUCAAGUUAGACUGAAUGUGUACGAGUACACCUGUGCAUACCCUUGCACCUGAACUACAGUUGACUAUAGCUGAGACUUUGUUCUUUUUAUCUUUUUAGUAGUAGGUCCCUGUAAGGCUUAUGAAACAGUAGGUUGGCUUAAAAACUGCUUCUUGUGAUGGAGAGAUCGUGUGAAAGUGAUUCAAAUAUAGCCUUAACCCUCCCACCUAGACCCUCUGUGCCACCACAAAGCCCUCAACCAGCUUCUUGCUCAAUGCCAUCACAGUCCUGAAGUCAGUGUAAUGUUUUCUUAUCGUGAAAAUGCAGUUUUUGUCAAUACUUGAUCUUAUUGCAGUUUGCGUAGCAUUUAGAAAGGUCAAUUCCUUGUGUGCAACUUAUUUCAUGGAAUAGGUUUUUGUUUGUUUAUUAUGUAAACACUGCACUUAUUUGUAGCAGAAGUUUGAGUUGCUCUUGGCAGGGUAAUUAAAAUGCCUUGUCUCCACCGGUCAUAGUGUUCAUACUCCAUAGCCUGUUUCGAUAGUGUCUUCAAUGUCCUGGCUAAAGUCAGCCACAAGCUCCAAUGUAAAAGAUUAGGAUUUUGUCAGUGUAAAGGAAUUAUAUUUUCUGUGAAAUGGUUUUAUUCUACGUGUCUCAUAAAAUGAGCAAUUUGGAAAAAAAAACACUAUACAGAAAUAAUACUUAUAUGAUAAUACUGUCAAAAUCAGACCACGCUAUGCUACAGUUCCUCUUAGAGCUAAUGGAGACAAGGCAUUUAAUAAUAAUUUCCCCAUUUGUUUCCCAUUGGCCUUUUGAGAUUUCACUGCCAAGUAAUGGUCUACUCAGAGGUCACAUUGUAAUCCAUGUUUUGAUUUUUACAAGUAUUUAUAUAUAGAUGCAACUUUGUGUUCUUUAUUUUUGGCUUUGUUGUGUUAAUGUUUGGUCAGAAUCAUUCCAUUUCCAUCCCUCUGUCCUGGCAAUACUUAAGUUUGCAGUUUAUCAGUGAGGACAAACAAGGAUAGAUGCAGUUAACCUGCAGGUUUGUUGCCUUCCCAAGGGUUGAUGGAACCUGGAAGAGCUGCCACAGGCUAGUGGAGGCUAGUGGAGGCUAACAGAGCUACAGACUCCCCAGCAAUACCCCUCACCUCCGUACUUUGCAGCCUUUUGCUCCUCUGUGUAGACCAAUACUUAAUUCUUAAUUUAUCACAUUUUAGAUUCGAUCAAGUUUAUAAUUUUUAGAGCUUUUUGUUUUCUGUUUGAUUGUUUUUCUGUUAAAGUAUGUGCAUUUAUGAUGCUCUUUUAACUAUGUCCUCUUUAUAAACUUAAAUGUUUUUUCCUGAGGUCAAGCUUACUGGAUUAAGAAUGUUGUCAAAAAAGAUCAAGCUCAUAGACAAUUAAUGCAUCUAUGCUUACCUGCUAAGCAAAUGGGUACUGAGAGAAAAAUACAUCAUCUCUAGACAAUGAGCUUGUCACCUCUGGAGGAGUGUAUUUGACUGUAACUGCGACUGCAUCACCAUUUCUCGGAUAUGUGUUAAGAUGUGUUAAGAGUUCUUUUGGACAUUUAAUAACAGGACCAACAAAUAAGAAACUUAUGGGUAUUAGAGAACUCAUGCAUCUUGAAAAAUAGUAUUUUUUCCUAAAUCAAGGCAUUGCUACAUUGUAAUAAUGUUUUGCUAAUGUAGGCCCUUGUGUGCAAAUACUGCAUUACAUGUAAAAAAAUCUAUAAUUGCUCUCUAAAUUUGUCCUUAAAAUCUAAGAAACUUACUGCAAAUGUUUCCCAGUUAAGUUUAAGGAAACAAAAGUAUGCUUUAUGAUAAUCUAAUAAUAAACGGCAUAUAUAUAUAUAUAUUUUCAGAUAUGAGGGAAAGUUACAUUAAGGAGGAUAUCAUCUAAGCAGAAAACUGUAUAGUUCUUCCACUGGUGGACAUCAGUGUAGUUCUUUGCAAAGACAAAGAAAUUGUCUUCCCCCAAAAUAGAGAUAUAUUUGCUUUUAGCCAGUGAGUGUAUUUACAUUUGCCAAAGAAAGAAAAAGGUAUAUUCAAAUGGAAAUCCUGUUUUAAAAAAAAAAACAAAACAAAAAAAAACAAAGAAAGCUAGCAUAACAGUUGCACUGCAUUUUCUAGGUGUGUAAAUCUUCAGGUAACAAUAUCAGCACAAUUCAUCCUGUGUAUCUAACGGGCUUUCCUUGGUGUUUGAACCCAGAGUUGGAAUGAAGUGCAACAAAAGGGCACCACUCAAUGCCUCUUUUAGUAUACAGUAUUUGCACCUUAUGACCCAAACCAAAAUGAUCAUGAUCUUUGAAGAAAAUAUAUAAUUUUUACCCACUCUGGAAAUUAUGCAUUUUAACUAUUAUAUAUGCGAGAAUCCAGUAGAUAACAAUCCACACAUCUACAAAACAGCCAUAAUACUGUCAUUUCCCCACCCCUUCACUUUUCUAUUUAGAAAAUGCUUCUAUAAAGUUGAAAUUCCUAUAUUAGUUACCUAAAUGACUAUAACACCCUUUUGUGCUAGUACUGUCUUCUUGAAUGUAAUCAUUUUGUACCUGUAUUUUUCUAAUUCAGUCUUGAUUGUACUGUAUGUAUGCUAUGAUGGUAUACUGUUCCUUAGGUGCAUAGUUACAACCAUUCUCAUGACAGGAUAGGUGCUGCGCUGCAAACUCAAUGGAAGUGUGUGGAGGUUUUAAGUCCAAAGGACUUACUGUACCAUGUGAGCAUCCAUGAGACUGAAAACUGAGCGAUUCUUGCAGUUUGAGUGGUGGGACAAUAGCUUUCCCUGGUUUGCUAUUUCUUUUUCCUUUGCAGUAAAAGUGAAAGUCUGUUCAGGAAAGUUUGUGAAACAGGGAUGCUCCUGCAAUCAGACAGAACAACUGAAUGCUUGAGUUUCAACUUAUUUAUUACUGUUCCUUUUUAUAGGUUUAGUCAAAUAAAAAAAAUGAAAUAUACAACUGAUUAUGCAUCCAUUUAUACAUGAACGUGUAUAAGAUUAUCUACCCUUUACUGGAAUGUAGAUCAUGGCUUUGUUUUGUUUUUAGUAAAGAGGAGGUUAUGCCAGAUCUUUUAAGUGUCUUUCGUCUGAUAGUUUGUACGACAUGUGCUUAAUCUAAUUUAUCUUAUUGGUAAUCAUCAUGACAGAUAUGUUUUUUUGAUUGUUACAGCCCAGUUGUUAAAUGCAGCCUUACUGGAACCCCUGCUUAAUGAGGGAUCCCUCAACCUCCUACCAUUCCUAUACCCGCCCCACCCACAGCUCCUAUGUCAUAACACUGUUUGCUGAUGCAACUAUUAUUCCUUUUACACUUUCUGCUGACGCAAUUAUUACUUCUUAAA